Molecule: messenger RNA, 4262 nt
Organism: Salarias fasciatus (jewelled blenny)
Lineage: Eukaryota; Metazoa; Chordata; Actinopteri; Blenniiformes; Blenniidae
Gene: shisal1b
Product: shisa like 1b
Exons: 5
Coding region: 532-1116 (194 amino acids)
Source: RefSeq, a predicted model, not a curated record
ACUCGCCCACUUAGUAUCAUUUCAUCUCUCUCGCUCCUUCUCUCUCUCUCUCUCUCACACACGCUCACAGUCGCCGUGCUCUGACGGAUGGAGAUACACUGCCAAGCAGGACUUAGGGGUGAGAAGAGUGUGUUUCUUUUCUUCUGUGGUGUGUUUUCUUUCUCUUCCGCCUGGCUUCCCUCAUGAGCUGCUAAGUCUCGAGGAUGAGGAGGAUCUAUUUGUGAGGAAGACACGACAAAAGAAGAGGGAGCAAGAAGCAACAGGGUGAUAAAUCCAGCGAGCGGGAGUGGGCAAGAAAAUCCAUUUCCUGGAGGCAAGUGCAAGGAGCCCCGUCUCCCAGCAGCAGCCAUGUGAGAGGAGCCGUCGGCGAGCACAGGAUGCCCACAUCCAGCUAGGACAACGCAGCCCUCCCCCCCAUCUCUCUCUCUCUCUCUCUCUCUCUCUGUCGUUCUCACUUUCUUUCUCUCUCUCUCCUCUCCCCUCCCCUCCCUCCUCCUGCUCCCUCCCUCCCUCCCACAUGAGGACAAGAAGAUGACUAUCACCAGCCGGCAGUCCUUCAACGUCCUGACAGUCAUCUUCCUCCUGCUGUCCACUGCAGCUCUCUCUGCUCAUUACCGAGUGUGUGAACCCUACUCCGAUCACAAAGGACGGUACCACUUUGGCUUCCACUGCCCGCGCCUCUCCGACAACAAGACCUACAUGUUCUGCUGCCACCACAACAACACGGCCUUCAAGUACUGCUGCAACGAGACCGAGUUCCAGAUGGUCAUGCAGGUCAACCUCACCACCACCUCAGACGGUUAUGCACACAACAAUUACACAGCCCUGGUCGGCGUGUGGAUCUACGGCUUCUUCGUCAUGGUGCUGCUGGCCCUGGACUUUCUCUACUACUCGGCCAUAAAUUACGAGCUGUGCAGGAUCUACCUGGAGAAAUGGGGCCUGGGGGGACGCUGGCUGAAGAAGGCCCGGAGUCAGUGGCACCGGUCCAUGCCGGAGGAGAGUGAAACCCAGGCUCAGGCCCAGCCCAUGGUCCCCAGCCACUACCAGCCCAGACACAGCCUCCGGGGGGAGAGCCACAGCCCCACGCUCCUGCCCUACAACACAUCCACCGCAUGAAACAUGCCGUGGACGAACAGAAGAGUAGCAAGGCCUUGUUUCCUUCCACCGGUACGGAGGAGACGUCCCCCAGCCGCCCCCCUCUGGACUACAGACACGGCUCCGCCGCUGGGCUCGCCAUACUGUAGUGGUUAGAUGAGACUACUGCCCCUCUGUAAUGAGCACAAAUCACCCAUGGACCACAGGAGCAGCCCUGCAGGACGGCGUGGAGGAACCUCAGAGGAGAGACAGACACCUCCACCUCCCGACAGGGUGGAGUCGGCCUCCGAGGAUGGCCGGCGGAGCUUCCCAAACAAAUCCCAGCUGAACGGGAUGAACUCCACUCGCAAGUGAGAAGGCUUGCCUAUUAAAAAAAAAAACAAAACAAAACAAAAAAAAUCUUUCUAGAUAUAAAAUGUUUAUUCCACUGCUGUGUCACUUCGUGUUGGGUAGCAGUUAGACACAGUUGUGGGUUAUCUAUUUGGUGAUUUAUUUAUGUGAGCUAGUCAGAGAAGUAUAUGAGUGGCUGACAUUCUGAAUAUGUGCCGGCUUAGGUUGAUGCUGAGCAUCUCACUUUAGACUAGAGUGUUUCUGUUUUCCUACCGAGACCAGAUGCGAGACGUCUCUGCGGCCAUGUCGACAAAACUUGUAAGAAGUGUUUCAAGUUUCCUUUCCACAAAACUCGAGGAGGACAGAACGCCGCUGUGAGGUCUGAAGGUUUGACGUGCGGCCAUUAGACGUUCUCUCUCUCCACCCAAAACAUUAACGAGGAUCAGGGAUGCUUUCACAACAACAGACACAGAGACAACAAACUCACGUAGACCCUUACUUUUAGACUUAUUGUGUGUGUGUUUGCUCCACAUCCUCAUCGGUGACAUGUCUGACCUUCCUCAUUACCCGAGCUGCCUGGAAUCGGCUCCAUUAGCAAUACGAUGCAGACGAAUUUCCAUUAGUUCCUUUAUAAGGACCACUUUAUAUCCCACAUCGGUAGUCGACAAUUGUGAGCGAUUAGCCAUAAUAGAAAAAUGUUUAAAGAACAUGGAGUCCAUUAAAAUCCUCGUCACUGUCAGCAAUAAUGUACAGUAGCUUCAUCGGAGGGUUGGCAGGGUCUGUGAGAGCCAGACCGGCUGGCUGCGAGAGCAGUGGCCGACCGCUGAGGAGCAGAACGGAAGUAUCGGCUCAAUCUGCUCUCAGCAGAGAGGAGAAGUCAGUAACACGGACUUUGUAGUUCGUUUGGAUAAUGACACGAUUCCACAGAUUUCCAAAGAUUCAUGUGUCAGCUUUGUAAGAGGCGAGCCGUUGAAAACAAACGAUUUUCACUCUAGAACUCGGACUGAUGAUUACUCUCAACUCGAUGCUUAUUUAUUCAGGAAUGAAAACUGCCCGUAAUGAUCCGGUGUUUAAACUGCUUAUUGUCAGCAAAACACCACUAAGAGUGUGAAAACUAAUAAAAAUCCGACAGUUUGAAUAAACCGAAUGCUAAAAAGGACAGCUAAGAUAUCAUAGAGGGAAGAACUCGAAGCGCACCUCAAGAUUAACUCAAUUUUGUUGUUUUGUCUGUGAUUUGUUGAAGCGGUACUUUUCAAAGUGUGGGAGAAUUAAAAUCUACUCAGAUAUUGAAACUAUCCCAGAAAAAGAAGAGCAGCAUUCUUCACUUGAGCCUAAAAAAAAAAAAAAAAAGGAGAAAAUACUGGCUGUAAAACACUCGAGCAAACAAUAAAACAGAUUAUCAGCGUCGGUGAGGAGUAAUUAUUUGCCCGUUGACUGUUAGAUAAAGUAAGUGUUCCGGCUCUGCGGCUGAGGUAAAUUGAUUACCCUCUUGGCUUAUUCUGGCCCAGCUGUGGAGUUUCGCUGACUCAGCAAUCCAUUAAGAUGCUGCAGGUUCUUUAAAAAAGUGUGCAAAGCAGCUGCUGGUAGCAGCAUGCGGAGACAAGGUGGGAGGGUUAAAAAAAAGGUGGAGUGGGAGGAGAGAGAGGGGUGUGAAGAGGAAGGGGUACCCAGAAUUCUUCUCAUCUGCAACUGGGUUUGUGCGAUAGCAGGACUGGUUGAGUUCUGGGUGUAAACUGGAAGGAGUCAUCCACCGGGCUUCACAUUUCAUCUUUAGGUUUCCUGAAGUUUCGGAGCGGAACAUGGGAGAGCGGCGGUCAAGUGCUGUAAAGUGCGGCCCGUCCGCGUUCUUCCCCGUUAUCAGCAAUAAUAUUCAAAUUUGCUGAGUUGUUAGAGGAAGUUAAUUCCCAUUUCAAUAGCUGAAGUUUAAUUGCAUGUGCGCCCCAGUAGACUCGCACCAUCACUUUCGGGGGCACAGAAGCAGGAUGUGUCCAAGUGAAAUAAUUGGCCUCGAGAUCAGCAGUGCUUCAAAAUGAUGCUCUCUCACUCGCUCGCUCUCUUUCUCUCUCUCUCUGGCUGCCUCCUUAUUCCCAGAGUGUGAAGAAGGGGGGAGAUUUUUAACAGGUGCUGCAGGACAAAGAGGAUUUAAUUAGUCCCCCGUGCUGGAUAAGUAGGGGAGAAAAGUGUUAUGUUGGAGAACAUGCUUUUCGGGGCGCCACGCUGCGCGUUUUGACCUGUAAUACCAGAAAAGAGGUCUGUCCUUAUCACCAGUAACAUAUUACACAAGUCACACCCAGGGAGUGUAAAGCCCAAAACUUCAUGUUGCCUCUGAUGAGCAGUAGCAGGGUCAAAACACGUGAGGAUUAUUUCCCUUUUUUUUAAAGUUUGUUUUUUUUAAUGUUACAGGAGAUGGAUUUGUGAUGUUUUCUGUUUAGCUGAAAGCAGUCUUGGCUCUGGCCUGAUGUGAUGUGGUACUGUAAAGUGUAUCAGCUCAACCCUCUUCCCACAACGAAAAAAAAGAUCAAACAAAAAAACAAAGAGAUGGGAAGAAGGAAGCACACACAUCUGUCUCAGUCCCUCCAGGUUGUCAUGGUAACAGUUGCCUUACAGUCGAAUACCCACUUGUGCGCCGAAGCUUUGUAGUCGUCGAUACCUCACUUUUUUUGGGUGUGGUGGUGAAGAUGAGGAUGAUGAAGAUGAGGAGGGUGUGCACAGCGUUCUGUCUAUGUAUUUAUUACUAGAUAGAAUGGUCAGUACUGAUUUCAGUUGGGUUGUUAUUGCACUUGUUGACUUUGUAUUGUCACGACAGGGAGAAAUAAAGUUUUAUCUUUUCCAGUGUG